This is a messenger RNA of Xylaria bambusicola, 2418 nucleotides long. RefSeq lists its product as uncharacterized. The coding region runs from base 81 to 2228 and encodes 715 amino acids. The transcript is spliced from 2 exons. The record is from RefSeq and is a predicted model, not a curated record. Lineage: Eukaryota; Fungi; Ascomycota; Sordariomycetes; Xylariales; Xylariaceae.
GAUGCGACACGUGUAAGUCAAGUAUAGGCAUCGGACAACUUCGGAUAGAGAGCGAUAACGCGGGCGCACGAACAUAGGAAAUGGAAGACUUGGACAUGCCAAUUGCGCUUCGGCGCACACCACGCAAUUGUGUCGCCAACCCAUCUUCUAAUAGUGCUGCUGCUGCUGCUUCUUCAUCGCUUCGACAGCGCGUUGUCUCCGCGCCAUUACCAGCCAUCCUAAAAACUCCAAGCAAGCCGCGCCCUAAGAAGCGCGUGCGAUUCUCUGAUCCAGGGCCAGAUCUCACAGCCACAGAUGAUGCGCUAUGCUCGACAGGCUUAACGCCCAUGGUCAAGCGGUCAUCGCUCAGCGAGCCGUCUCCCAAGCGCCGGCGAGCGUCUACAGGGGACAAGGAGGUCACAACUCCGAAAAGAAAUAGCAGCACAAAGGCGCGCGCGCGCAAGCGCGACAACGAGGAAAAAGUCUCAGCCGAGAUACAGCGCUUGCGUGCCGAACUCGCCAAUCGCGAUGCUGAGAUCGAGCGUCUGCACAAUGAGACGCUGGUACAAGAUACAGAGCGCAUCCUGGAGCUCGAGCAGCAAGUUGAGACUUUGCGCUCGGAGUUAGCGCAGCAACAACUCCCGCCACUUCCCCAAGACGAGGAAGAUUACAAUCUCUUUGACGGCGGUAAUGAAUACGAUCUGCCGUCUCAGAGUUUCUAUGACUGGACAAUGGCACCUCACGAUCCCUUCUCAGAUAGCUGUCUAGAUGAAGACAGCAACUUCACGCCAAUGGAGAUAGUGUGCAGCACGCCCUCGCAAAGACGGGAGAAAGCAGGGCCGUCCAAGGGUUUAUCGGCGCCGUACAUAACGCCACCUUGUACGAGCCCAACUCUACCGGCUACACCAUGUUCGGCUCGCAGGACAGCGCCAGCAAUGCCUGCGACGCCGCAGUCGCACAGUGGCAUCCAGGCAUCUCUGCCCGAUCCCGAAAAGGAAGCUUUAGAAUUAGAACUGACGUCUCUACGGCUUGAAUUAACCAAGUUAACAGAGACGCUGGAUACACACGCCGCGCUACAAAUUCGUCUAUCAGAAAAGCUUUCCACAGUCUCUGCGCCAUCCCUUGCAGCCGAAAAUAGCGGCGAUGAUCAAUCAGAGCUAGAAGCGCGUCUAGACUCCGCAAUCCAGGCCCUUUCGGAGCGCACGGCAUCCCUCUCCGAACUCAGCGCCUCUCUCACAAACCUGGGAUUCGGCGGCUCAGACCCGCGCGAAAUCGUGUCCGAAAUCGCCGCCGGGUUCCGUGAGACGCGUCUCGAGCUAGAAUACAUCACGCCCGGCGAGAUCACACUCCCGCUAAACUCGCACGCGGCGGAAGUUCUAGACCUCGUAUUAACGCGUCUGCGGGAUCUCGCGCGCAAAUCUCACGCUGACGACGAGACCAUCGACGAGUACCACGCCAUCGAGCUGUCGCUCCGGCAACAGCUCAGCGCGCGGUUCGACGCGAUGAAGUCGUUACGCGAGGAAGCCAAGAAGAACGCUACCACGCUCCGCGAGCGCGACGCGCGGAUCGCCGAGCUCGAGAUCGGACUCGAUCGAUUGAAGGGGGCGGCAGAGGGUUACAGACGGGAUAUCGCCGAGUUAGAAACCCUCGUGCAACGACUCGAAGGGGAGAGCGAAUCGUCCUCGGCGAAACUCAACGCGGAUCUCGUGCGCGCCGAAACAGCGCUCUCCGAGCGCGGCGCGCUCAUCGCGGAUCUAGAGAGCAAACUGUCGACCACAGUAGCCCAAGCAGCGGACCUAGAGACGAAACUGAAAGAUCUCCAGCGCCGGAAAGAAGCCGAGGCGAAAGUGCGGAAUAAGUCGUAUUCCUCGGCGCUUGCCCUGCGCGAUGCAAGGGUAUUAGAGCUGCGGCGCGAGAUAUACGAUGUGAAUCACUCGUUGCGGACUGCGCAUGAGAUCAUUGUGAAACUGCGCGUUGAGAACGCCGGCUUGACGCGCAGGGCGGAAGAGGCGGAGGAAGGGACGAGGUUGGCGCGGCAGGCCGUGGAGACGAUGAAGGCCGAGCUUGAGAAAGCUACGGCUGCGGCACCGCCGUCGCGACGGCGGACGAGAUCGAGCACGGCGAAGGAGCUCGCGACGCCACGGGCUGGAUCGUCUUCUGUGAAUGGCAAAGGUAGGAGGAAGCGGAAGUGCGAUAGUGGGUUGGGGCUUUUGGAUGAAGACGAGGAUGAGCUCGAUGUUCUCGUGUGAGACGACUUUCUCUUUUGUGGUGUACCAAGAUAUCUUACCUAUGUCACCAUCACUCUCUGCCCUCGGGGUUAUUUCCUUUGUUCGGUGUAUCAUUAGAGUCGGCGUUGGUUCAAAUGAUGCUGUUUCGUUGCGGCAGCUGGUGUUCAUCGUGGUCAUCAUCCACCUCGGAAGCUAUAUCUAGCUCCAUCUA